AGAGAGGGUGAGAUGAAGUCUCAAAAAGGCAGCCUGAACGUGCGUGCGUGUUUGCGUGUCUCUGUGUGUGUGUGUGUGAAAAGUAGAAACCCCGAAAAGCGAAAUUCCUGAAUGCUAUCAUCAUCUUCUGAAUCUUGAUCAUUGCUUCCAAUAUCAUCAUCGAAUCACCUUGCUUCAUUGCAUCGCGUUAGAUCCCAAGCGAAACAAGAAUACAAGGAAAUAAAAAGGGAUGGCUGAUGAUAAAGCAGUUGGGGAAGAUGAAAAGAAAGAGCCAAGUACUACUGCCACCAAAAAUGUGAGACAGAAGCGCAGAGGGUUCCUUUCUGGAAUUUGGAAUGGACUAUUUAGGUUACAUGGGGAUGAUUUUGAGAAGAGGCUCCAAUACAUAUCUAAAGAAGAGGCUGCAGUUCUUUCUAGAAUGAAAAGGAGGUCACGAUCCUGGAGGCAGAUAUCUUGGAAUGUAAUUGUAUUUUCUGUUAUAUUAGAGGUCAUUGCUGUAGUUUAUGCUAUCAUGACAACAAGAUCUGUGGAUAUGAAUUGGAAGAUGAGGGCAGUCCGGGUUUCGCCAAUGUUUCUUUUGCCUGUAUUAGCAUCUGCAGCAUAUUCAACCUUUGUUAGCUUUGUGAGGAUUUGUGAUCGCAGGGACGAGAAAAUUCUUGUAAGGCUUAGAGAAGAAAGGCAAGCAAAAAUUGAUGAGCUGAAGGAAAAGACAAAUUAUUACACUACACAACAGCUCAUUCAGGUGAUUGUUUGUAGCAAGGCUUGUUACAAUGGUUUUCAAUAUCAUGUUUAUUACAUUGUAUAUCAUAAUUGUGGUUUGCAGAGAUAUGAUCCAGAUCCAGCCGCAAAAGCAGCUGCGGCAACUGUUUUGGCAUCUAAGUUGGGUGCAGAAUCAGGUUUGAGGGUGUAUAUGGGAGAUGAAUUAAAUCCCACUGCUACAAUGGGGAGGAGCAAUGAUGUUGAACUUGUACAGUCAAGUGGACUUCGAAAUCGAAAACAACCUCCCGCUAGAUCCUCUAGUUCAGAGGCAACUACUCCAUUUAAUCCUGAUCAACAACAUUUAGUUGGAGGAUCCGGGGGACUUGAUCAAACUCAGACUUCUGAGUAUAAUCAUCUUGUUGUUGAGCAUCACCAACCACAAAGUUCAACCUCACAAGAUGGAGGAUGGCUUGCUAAAAUUGCAGCGUUGCUUGUGGGCGAGGAUCCUACCCAGUCUUAUGCUCUCAUAUGUGGCAACUGCCAUAUGCAUAAUGGUCUAGCUCGGAAGGAGGAUUUCCCAUAUGUAACAUACUAUUGCCCCCACUGUCAUGCCCUGAAUCAACCAAAGCAAUUAGAUGGCAAUAUCUCCCGGGCAUCCCCAAGAAUGGGGUCUCCGAAAGCUUAUGAAAGUGAGGCAGUAAAAUAUGCUAGCGGUUCUGCAGCUGAGAGCAUGCUACUCACAAGCAAUAACCCCGUGGAUGUUAUUGCUUCUGCAACUGAGAGCACAAUCACGAGCAAUAGCCCCGUUAAUGCUAGCCCUGAGAUUGAGGAAGUAUCAGAAAGGACGAGCUCGGAAGAUAAAGCUGAUUAAAAGGGCAUUGUUGUGGUGUUGUUUUUGCGGUUUGGAUGAUAUAUCUUGCUGAUGCAUAUACAGAGAGCAUGCUUGCAAAUGGUUUCUUUGGUUGGUGCUUGUAACAGAAGUGCUGAUAUACUUUGAUACAUCUUGUGAUUAUGAUACAUACACGUAUUGCUUGUGAAUUACGGCAGUUUUGGCAUUUUGGUGAUUCUUUUUCUUUUUCCUUUUGUAAUAUUAUAUUCUGACAGUGCUCCAGUUUAAAACUUGGAUUGGAUUGUACCUGAGAAAUUAUGAAAGCGAAAUCUUAUUUCUGAA
Messenger RNA from Arachis duranensis, 1870 nucleotides. RefSeq lists its product as uncharacterized. The transcript is spliced from 5 exons. Gene Ontology annotation, cellular component: endoplasmic reticulum tubular network. The record is from RefSeq and is a predicted model, not a curated record. Bases 230 to 1570 code for a protein of 446 amino acids. Lineage: Eukaryota; Viridiplantae; Streptophyta; Magnoliopsida; Fabales; Fabaceae. Gene Ontology annotation, biological process: endoplasmic reticulum tubular network organization.